GAAAACCGAACAGGGCAGCACGAAAUCUGUUUGUACUUGAACAGAAGGCCUGUGACAGACUAGUGCUGUUUCCAGUACUAGCCAUGACCACCUUUGAACUGGACCCGUUAUUUGUUAAAGCAUUAAAACUGCUUCACUCAAAGAGUAAAGACUCAGCUGAUCAGCUGAAACAGUUACUAGAUGAUGUAAUAGCCCAGAGGAAAGGGCAGACUUCUAAGAAAGAUGGCAAAGAUGGUGAUAAGCCCAAUUCAUCGUCUUCUCGCCACAGCAACAAAAUAGAGGAAGAAAAGAAAAGGGAAGCAGAGAAAAGAACCUUUGAAAAAGUAAAGCAGGACUUAUCAGAUCUUACCUCUCAAGGUGGGAAGAAACCAAGGCUGGAUGGAGGCAAAGACGGGAAAGAGGAGAAGUCAAAAUCAAGAGAGAAGGAGAAGAGCAGGGAGAAAGAGAGAGAGAAAGAGAAGGAAAGAGAAAAGGAAAGACGUGAGAAGGAAAGAGACGCUAAGGAAAAGGAGAAGAAAGAAAGAGAACUGGACAAAAAGGAACAAGAGAAGAAAGCCAAAGCUGAGGUGACAGUAAUCAGCUCUGACUCAGAGGACAAUAAAAGUCUGGAUGCUGAUGACUUUGCCUUUGAUUUAGGGAUAGCAUGCAUUGUGUGCAGAUCCUUUGAUUUGACAUCUGGAAAUCAGCUGGUGGAAUGUCAGGAGUGUCACAGUCUUUAUCAUCAGGACUGCCACCGCCCCCCGGUCACUGAGCAAGACGUCACUGACCCCCGUUUUGUCUGGUAUUGUUCCAGGUGUGCCAAGACAUUCAAGAAAAUGGUGGCUGUCAAGUCCUCCAAGCAGAAGUCUGCAUUAUCUAGUGGACCCAAAGAUCCUGGCAGUGGCAGUAAAUCAGUGAAAAGUGAACAAACAGGACUUUUCCCAUUCCGAAGAACAGAGCCUUUAAAGCCCUCAUCGUCCAGGGAUACCGCAGCAUCCGCUGCCAAGCCAUUGAGCGGCCUAGCCAGUUUAGCUGCCAAUCUUUCUGGAAAGGCCUCCUCCGACAGUACCAAGGCCAAGGCGGAUAGCUCCAGACAGAGCUCUGUCAAGCCAGACCCAGUCAAGUCCACCAGCUCAAAGAUAGAACAGCACAGAUUGUCCACUAGCUCAGCUCCAAAACUUGACCAGUCAGAACGCAGUUCCAGCUCAGGUCAUGGGUCCAAACAGAGUGGAAAGUCUUCGGGAGGGCCACACAAGUCAUCGAGCUCUGGAGGUGCCGUGUCUGUGAUGAAUGCUGAUAAACGUCUACAGAUGAUGAAGAAGAAGGCUGCUGCCAAGCAAAUGAAAAGUAGCAAAUGAUCCCGUUUUGCAGAACAAAAAAAAUUCCCGAACCAGACUUGUGGGUUUCAUUUGAAAAUUUGUAAUUGUACACAAUUCUAAAGCACAGGGAUGAAAUUUUUAACAGGUUUUGUUAUUUGCACUAGCAGGAUUCAUCCAACACUAAAUUUAAAAUCAAUAUAUUGUUAUUUUCAGUAAAAUUACAGCUUGUGACAUGUUUAUGCAUAUUUCUUCUACAACAGCAAAAUUUAGUAAUGGAGUUCCAGUAAAAUUUUCUCCUCACCCUAUUGGAUUUUAGUGUCUAUUUUACUAAAUGUACGCUCUCUGGGAGGAAGAAAAUAUAUUUCUAUGAAUUACAUCAUAGAAUGCAUAGAAGUUUUGAAUAGGUGGCUCAUUAUUUUGAGAUAUACACAUGGCCUUGUGGCCAUCAUUGCCCUCAGUUUCAUUAUUAAACCUAACACAUGGAGGCUGUGUCCUUAAUGAAGAUACGUCUUCUUCACAAAUUGGGCAAGUGGACAUCGGUUAAUAGGCCUAUAUAGCAUUUUCUUAAAAAUGUAAUCUGUUGUCAGUGUUGCUUUUUGUCUUCUCUCUUCAUUUUGUGUACAUGCAUGAUAGGAAGAGCAUGUGCUGACAUGCAGAAAUAUUGAUUGAUACAAAAAAAAUUGACAAAUUGAUGGGCUGACCUGGUGUUUAGUUGUUCCAGAAUUCCAGAAUAUUUCACUUUGUAUGCAUGUAUCGCAACAG
Liolophura sinensis is the source of this 2060-nucleotide messenger RNA. Its product is annotated as integrator complex subunit 12-like. The transcript is spliced from 8 exons. Gene Ontology annotation, biological process: snRNA 3'-end processing. NCBI's taxonomy places the organism in Eukaryota, Metazoa, Mollusca, Polyplacophora, Chitonida, Chitonidae. The record is from RefSeq and is a predicted model, not a curated record. The coding region runs from base 84 to 1337 and encodes 417 amino acids. Gene Ontology annotation, cellular component: integrator complex.